Messenger RNA from Onychostoma macrolepis, 4526 nucleotides. RefSeq names its product tropomyosin 3 (gene tpm3). The record is from RefSeq and is a predicted model, not a curated record. The transcript is spliced from 9 exons. Gene Ontology annotation, molecular function: actin filament binding. Gene Ontology annotation, cellular component: actin filament. NCBI's taxonomy places the organism in Eukaryota, Metazoa, Chordata, Actinopteri, Cypriniformes, Cyprinidae. Bases 121 to 975 code for a protein of 284 amino acids. Gene Ontology annotation, biological process: actin filament organization; muscle contraction.
CUCUCUUUCUCUGUCCAUGUUCUUCGCUUGACCAGCUCCUGUUCCUAAACCACUAGCCCUCAUCUACUGCACUUCCACUUUCUGUUUCUCGUACCGUGAGGCCUACUCAACAACACCAAGAUGGAGGCCGUCAAGAAGAAGAUGAUGAUGCUCAAGCUGGAUAAGGAGAACGCUCUGGACCAGGCCGAACAAGCAGAGACCGACAGGAAAGCAGCAGAGGACAGAAGCAAACAGCAUGAGGAUGAGCUGAUUCAGAUGCAGAAGAAACUGAAGGGAACUGAAGAUGAGUUGGAUAAAUACUCAGAGGCCCUGAAGGAUGCCCAGGAGAAACUGGAGAUAUCUGAGAAGAAAGCUGCAGAUGCUGAGGCAGAGGUGGCCUCUCUGAACAGGCGUAUCCAGCUCGUUGAGGAAGAGUUGGAUCGUGCUCAGGAGAGACUGGCCACAGCCCUGCAGAAGCUGGAAGAAGCUGAGAAGGCCGCAGAUGAGAGCGAGAGAGGGAUGAAGGUGAUUGAGAACAGGGCUCUGAAGGAUGAGGAGAAGAUGGAGCUCCAGGAGAUCCAACUCAAGGAGGCCAAGCACAUUGCUGAGGAGGCCGACCGCAAAUAUGAGGAGGUGGCACGUAAGCUGGUGAUCGUUGAGGGAGAGUUGGAGCGUACAGAGGAGAGAGCAGAGCUUGCUGAGAGCAAAUGCGCUGAGCUGGAGGAGGAGCUGAAAAAUGUCACCAACAAUCUUAAGAGUUUGGAGGCCCAGGCUGAGAAGUAUUCCCAGAAGGAAGACAAGUAUGAGGAAGAAAUCAAGAUCCUCACUGAUAAGCUGAAGGAGGCUGAGACCCGUGCUGAGUUUGCCGAGAGGUCUGUGGCCAAACUGGAGAAAACCAUUGAUGAUUUGGAAGAUGAGCUUUACGCUCAGAAACUCAAGUAUAAGGCCAUUAGUGAGGAGCUGGAUCAUGCCCUCAACGACAUGACCUCCAUGUAAAUAUAGGCUUGUGCAUGUGUGUGAAGCUCUGCUACUUACGAUUUGCUCUUGCUAGGUCAGCUAAGUUUUGCUGCAAUGGCGGCUUUUGAGUCUCGUGACUGAAUUGGUUACCUAACCUUGAGCUUCAUAAUUUCAGAUAGUGUACUUUUACUAUACAGUAUAAACCUCAGCCGCAAGUAGUUAAUAGUUGACAACAGGAGCCAUCGUUUCAAGUUUCUUGUGAAUGUCAUGACUUGGGCAAUAACUUCAGUGUGAUUCUAACUCGUUGAGUAACUAAUAUGCUAACAGUUUUAAGUGGUUUCAUGUUUAACUACAGAUAAAGGGGACAUUUUCUAUCCUCCAUUAAACAGGCUGAUUUUGCUGUGCCUUUAAGAGAAGCAAUACCGACUCCUACCAUGUUUCUGAAUACUGAAUAGUGUUGAUAUGCAAAUGUGGGUGGUCAUAUGUUAAUUUGCUGAUAGUUCUGACCUUGUAAACAUGCAGCGUUAUGAAUGGCCCAUUUUAUGGCUUGCUUUCUAUAAAUAGGCGUUUUGGAUUGUGGAAGGAUGUCUUGUUGUAGACCUGAACAACUCUAUUUUCCAUGAUAUGUCCCUUUUAAGGCUCAUGUUAAUAAUACUAAGGAUUUUUAACCACAAAUUGGUGUUUUGAGAGGUUUUUAAGAGCUUUUGCUUUUGUUGGUGGAAGAAUUAACAUUUGUUCUUAACACUUGCAUGUUCAGUUUGCGGCUUUCCUCAUUCUGAAAUGUAGAAAUAUUGUGAUGAGGUAUUCACCGCUGGUGUCUAUUUACAGAUAAAGAGUUUCUGGACUUUUCUGCGGCUGACUGUGACUUCAAGAAAUUCUUCUUCGUCUUCUCUGACUGUCCAUAUUUGUUGCUUACUACUUCUCUGAUCUCCUGUGUAUGCUUCCGUUUUCAUGUGUUUUUCCAUGUGCUCGUGUCUGUAGUUUCAGUUUCUCUAUUUAAGCCCUGUUCUGUUUCUGCUUUCUUUUGAAUUUCUGUUCUUUAGAUAUUCAUUGUCUGCCCCAACAUCUUCCUCUUAUCUGGAUCUGACUGUAUUUGGAGACUUGUUUGUUUGUCACUGGUUUUGCUCUCUCUUGUGACCUUUGCUGUAUUUUUCAUGCCUUGUGUCCAUGUUUAUUGAAGGGAGGUAAAAAAGCUCUGCUCUCUUUUGAAUGUCUGCUUGUCUCUCUUUAUUACAAUGGGCUGGUGUUGGGCAGUCAAGCAUUUACCAAUUUUAAAUUGCACAUGAAUAAGUGAUGUUUUAUUAACAAGUUUCGGGACCACUAAUUAACGCAGCCACUUCAUCAUCAGCAAUCACACCAUCUAUCCAAUCAGCUCAAGAGAGAACCCCUAUAAAUAAUCAAAGCAGUCUUACCUCCAUCAGUUCUAGUCUUUCAGCAUCCCUCCACCACCCCGACUCCUCACCUUCAGCCUGUUCUUACCCCAGCAUGGGGGGAACGCUCUGGGUCCGGGCUAAAUGCAGAGCUCGGACCCCUCUCUCCGUACAGGGGGAGUACCCUGGGCUCGGGGGUAAGUACCGAGCUCGGAGCCCUCUCCCUGGACAGCACGCCAAAUACGCAUAAACCUUUACCCAGUUUAUUAUAUGUAAGUGUGAACUCGUGAAUAUCUUGUGGUUGAAAGAUGAAAGCUUGGAUAAAUUCUCCUUCACUAAUUGUGAUGAAUCAUGAGUUUGAGCUAUGGUUAAGAUUAUCACUGGUGCCACACAUUUGAAGGUCUGAAGUUGAACAACAUUUAAGUAAAGAUGUACUUUAAUGUUAAGUUUGUGUACAAAUGCACAACAUAUUUAAGCCAACUGGAGGAAGUUCUUAAAUCAGUUAUGCUAUUUUGUGCAAUUUUCUUGUAUUGGGUUUAAUGCAUUAAGACCUAAUAAGACUUUACACAAGCUAGUGUUAAAGGGAUAGCUCGCCGAAAAAUGAAAAUUCUGUCAUUACUCACCCUCACGUUCCAAACCUGCAAGACCUUCGUUCAUCUUCGUAACACAAAUUAAGAUGUUUUUGAUGCAUUCCGAGAGCUCUCUGACCCUCCAUAAACAGCAAGGAUCCUAACACGAUCAAGGCUCAGACACGUAGCAAGGACAUUGUAAAAAUAAUCCAUGUGACAUCAGUGGAUGCUCUCCAAAAUGGUGCUAUAGAGUGAUGUGGAGGAGAUGAAUUGUUGAAUAAAGUUAUUUUUGUUUUCUUUGUGCACAAAAAGUAUUCUCGUAGCUUUGUAAAAUUACGGUUUGAAUCACUUAUGUUACGUGGCUUUUUAACGAUGUCCUUAUUACGUUUCUGUGCCUUGAUCGUGUAAGGAUCCUUGCUGUCUAUGGAGAGUCAGAACGCUCUCGGAAUGCAUCAAAAAUAUCUUAAUUUGUGUUCCGAAGAUGAACGAAGGUCUUGCAGGUUUAGAACAACAUGAGGGUGAGUAAUUAAUGACAGAAUUUUCAUUUUUUGGGUGAACUAUCUCUUUAAAUACAGUCAGCUAAUUUUGCAAUAGGAGUAUUAAGGUAAAAAUCCAUAAAGAGAUGAAGUUCAACAAUGCCCAUUUUUGGAGUUCUAGUGGUGCUAUUUAUUUUAAUAACAGCAUUAAAUAUCAGAAAUUUGACUGGCUUGCCUCCCUUUGUUUUGUUUUUUUAGUAAAACAGAAGGGGCUAGAAAAGCAGAUGUAGUCAUGCGGAUGUAGUGGUUGUUAUAGAUUACAGAUGGUAGGGGGCAGGCAGCUGGCCUUUUCUUUAGGCUUGAAUCAUUGAUUCUUGCUGCCCAUUCAGAUCUGUUUCGCUUUUCCAAAAAGGAGUAUUUCCAUUUUGAAAUGGAAACUGGCUGCCAAAAUGGCUGAACAGCUGUCAGCACUUGUGAGAAGUUAUUUAGAUCAUUCAAGCAACAGCAAUGUGAUAGUUUUACCAAGGUAUGAAAUGAAUACAUUAAGGACUAUUUUAGCUGUUCACAAAAAAAACCGCCCAGUGGCCUUGCUGCAAGUUACUGAAAAACAAGUCCUUGUCUUUCUGAGGUCUCAAUGGAUGGCCUGAUGCCAUAGAGCAAAAUUAAAAGGCUCUAGUUCAGCUGCAAGUUCUCUGAAAAAUUGGUUAAUUGUUUAGUUAUAUUUACCCCAGUGCUGUGGUAAAAGCAAAGCAUUGACAUGCCAGUGUUGCGCAAUUUUAACACUGUGGGAUACAAAACCAACAUAUUUCAGAUGAAUGUUAUCUACAGUAUCAAUCACCAUAAAUUUGAGUGGCUUCACAAGUACUAUUUAUUAAAACUGAACUGUUAUGCAAAUAUAAUGCUGAUACAGGAUUUGUAGUGGUAGCAUAACAUUGUAUCUGAAUGUAUCCAGUUAUGUUAUGAUCUCAAAAUGCUCUAUAAUUUUUAAAAAGGAGUUUACAACCUAAUAUGGUUGCUUAGAAAACCAUCUAAUGUUUCUUCAAGGAACCAAGGAAGUCUUAACUUGUCUUUAUAAUAAUAAUAAUAAUAAUAAACCACAUACAGUGUUAAAUUACAAUUUGAUUUUGCAGUUUUUCAUUUUUUGCUAUCCUUCGGGGGAUUUUUUUUUUUCUCCA